UUUUUACUUUUUGUUUUUUGUAUUUUAUUGGGUUUUUAAGAAUGUAAAGUUUGUGAAUUAUGAUCAAAAUUUUAUCAGAAAAAGACCCACCAACAAACGGUGGUGAUUGUGACUUGGACUGAAUUAGUGGAGAAUGAACGGUGAUGAUCAAAGAGUUGACUCAUCAUGGGUCCCACAAAGUGUAUUACUGUAGCUGGGGCUACACCAGAAAAUGCUAAUAUACAUUGAAUCCCCUUUAUAAUACUAUUCAAAUAUUAUUUUAUUUAUUUUAGUUAUCUGUGUUUUGAUUUGUUUGGUGGUUAUUUAUUGAUAUAGUUGAGCUCAAAUUCCCUUUUCCAACAUCUGGGUAACUUUCUCUCUCUUAUUUGGAUGGAAAAUAGGGCUCAAAGCUGACAAAAAGGAUUCUAGGCAACCCUAAAUCUGGUUUGACGAUCAGCUGGAACUGUGCUUGAUAAGAAUUUAAAGAUGAAUGUAAAAGAUAGGCCGAAUUCAGAAAACUGGAUAAAGCCUUCAGCUUUCAGGAAUGAAGUCCAGCAAAACUCAUCUUUGAACAAUCAGUCAUUCACCUCUUUUAGUUCUCAGGAGCAGUCGAAAUGGGAAGAUCCUUCUAUACUUGAUUACAGCAUGAGAAUAGACCCUUCAUUCUCUAAAUUCAACCAAUCUUCUGGGAACUCAUCUUUGCUUGUUGGCAAUCCUAGUAACCAGGCCAAACUUCCUAACCAAGAAGGGAUUCAAAUGAAUCAGAUGCUUGAUGAUGGUAAUUGGGAUCCAAGAGCAAUGCUCAAUAAUCUUUCUUUCUUGGAACAGAAAAUCCACCAGCUGCAAGAGCUAGUCCAUAUGAUCGUUGAGCGAAGGACUCAAUUUCCUCCCAACCAAGAUGAACUUGUUAUUCAGCAGCAGCAGCUUAUCACAGCUGAUCUGACUUCCAUUAUAGUCCAGUUGAUAUCAACAGCUGGUAGUCUUCUUCCAUCCAUGAAGCAUAACCUCUCUGCUGCUAAUCCUUCUGGCUUGCAACUUAGUCGGGUGCUUUUCCCUUCCCAAAACAAUGAAGCACCAGCACAGCGAGCUGUAAGUGAUGUUAAACCCGUGGAGCAGCCGAACCAGGUGGAUGUAAUGGCGAAGUGUGUCCCUGAAAUGAACGCAAACAUGGAAGAAGAUCACGAACUAAAAGAUGAUGAUGAUGGCAAGGAAGAAGAGCAUCUUCCUCCUGGAUCAUAUGAAAUCUUGCAAUUAGAAAAAGAAGAAAUUCUUGCUCCACAUACCCACUUUUGUACCAUUUGUGGGAAGGGGUUCAAAAGAGAUGCUAAUUUGAGGAUGCACAUGAGAGGUCAUGGCGAUGAGUACAAAACUCCGGCUGCUCUGGCAAAACCUAAUAAGGAGUGUAGCUCUGAAAAGGUGCUUCUGAAGCGGUAUUCUUGCCCUUUUGUUGGUUGCAAGAGGAACAAGGAGCAUAAAAAGUUUCAGCCAUUAAAAACUAUAUUGUGUGUGAAAAAUCAUUAUAAGAGAACUCACUGUGAUAAGAGUUAUAUUUGUAGCAGAUGCCAUACCAAGAAAUUCUCUGUUAUUGCUGAUCUCAAGACUCAUGAAAAGCAUUGUGGUAGAGAUAAAUGGUUGUGUUCUUGUGGCACAACUUUCUCUCGAAAAGACAAACUUUUUGGGCAUAUUGCUCUUUUUCAGGGUCAUACUCCUGCCAUCCCUUCUGAAGAACAUAAAGGAACAUCUGGGCUGUCAAAUCAUGCAGAAAACAGUGAUUCAACAAACAACGUUGCAAUUAUGGGAUUUAGCUUUGGCUCCAAUGAUGUUGAUGGAAAUGGUACCCAGCAUAUGAUGGACGUAAAGGAGAAUAGUGUUGAAGAUCCUUUCUUCUCUCUGCUAAACUAUGAGUAUAGUCUUGGCGGGCUUCAAGAUUUUCCACAAACCAAUUUUGAUGAUUCGCCAAGUUCGUUUUCGUUCCUUAUGUCUGAAGAAAAGGACGGGAUGGUGUCCGGUAGUCAUGAAGUUGAUUAGUUAGUAUUGGUUGGUAUUUUUAAGUUUCUUGUGUAGUGGAGCUUCUACCAUCCUGACUUGUUCCCAAAUUGGAUGGACUCAAGCUCCUGUAAUUUCUUAGUUUAAAUAAAUGCUUUAUAUAUGACCAUUGCACAUUA
Messenger RNA from Beta vulgaris subsp. vulgaris (sugar beet), 2144 nucleotides. Its product is annotated as protein SENSITIVE TO PROTON RHIZOTOXICITY 1. The coding region runs from base 466 to 2007 and encodes 513 amino acids. The record is from RefSeq and is a predicted model, not a curated record. The transcript has 2 exons. Gene Ontology annotation, biological process: response to acidic pH; response to aluminum ion. NCBI's taxonomy places the organism in Eukaryota, Viridiplantae, Streptophyta, Magnoliopsida, Caryophyllales, Amaranthaceae.